Molecule: messenger RNA, 867 nt
Organism: Echinococcus granulosus
Lineage: Eukaryota; Metazoa; Platyhelminthes; Cestoda; Cyclophyllidea; Taeniidae
Product: Calmodulin
Exons: 4
Coding region: 1-867 (288 amino acids)
Molecular function (GO): calcium ion binding; enzyme regulator activity
Source: RefSeq, a predicted model, not a curated record
AUGUACUUCUUCCGCACCACUAAGGCUUAUCACGCAGAAGUGGAAAAUCAGGAUACAUGUCCUUUAAGAUCGGGUUCGCUUUCCGCUGCCACCAAUGUAGCGUCCCGAGACUCCCUGAAGACAAAAGAAGACACGAAACUCGUGCAGAAUACAUAUAUUCAGCACGGAGAAGGUGUCUGGGCUAUUGGCAUGGCCCAAAAGGCCGGCCCACCCAGCGAGGCUGACCAACUUACAGAGGAACAGAUUGCGGAGUUCAAGGAGGCGUUUUCCUUAUUUGAUAAGGAUGGUGAUGGAACAAUCACCACCAAGGAAUUAGGGACGGUCAUGAGGUCACUCGGUCAAAAUCCCACUGAGUCUGAGCUUCAAGACAUGAUAAACGAGGUCGAUGCAGACGGUAAUGGGACGAUCGAUUUUCCUGAGUUUCUUACAAUGAUGGCCAGGAAAAUGAAGGAUACCGAUAGUGAGGAAGAAAUCCGUGAGGCUUUCCGGGUAUUCGACAAGGAUGGAAAUGGUCUCAUCUCCGCUGCGGAGUUGCGGCAUGUUAUGACAAACCUUGGCGAAAAGCUAACCGACGAGGAGGUUGACGAAAUGAUCCGCGAGGCUGAUAUUGAUGGUGAUGGUCAAGUAAACUAUGAAGGUAAGUCAUGUCUGCAUGCUUUUAUUUUAUUGUCUUUCUCGCGUUCCCGUGUCUCAUGUCUUCUAUUUAUGUCCCCCACUCCAUCUGUCGUGAUUGAUGUCGUCUCCGCCAAUUUCCUCGACCUGUCAAGAAUUCGUCACGAUGAUGCAGUCGAAGUAGCCUCAACCCGUCACAAAGCGGAAUCAGUUCAACGUAUUUUCACGUUAUUUGGCGUUGACGAAUUCCUCUGA